UCGUGUACCAGGUGCGACCCGGGGAUCAUCCAUAGAUGUUGGAGUAACCGCGGAGUUUAAGAGCCACAGUCUCUUGUCGGUGGUGUCGGUAGCGCGCAGCCGGGCAGGUAGCUCCGUGCGCCCGGAGGAGAAGCGGCCACCAUGCUCUACCCCUGGGAGAGCUCCUGCAACAUCACGGGCACAAACUGCACCGAUGGCUUCAACUUCACGCAGCAGCUGGAGCGCGGCGCCGCUGGCGGGAACAGCAGCGGGAAGAGGAACGACACGGACCCGUUUGGACGCAACGAGGAGGUCGCCAAGCUGGAGAUCACCGUCCUGAGCCUCGCCUUCCUCGGGGCGGUGGUGGGCAACCUGAGCGUGCUGCUGGCCAUGUACAGGACCCGGCGGAAACCAUCGCGCAUGCACCUGUUCAUGAAGCACCUGAGCCUGGCGGACCUGGUGGUGGCCUUCUUCCAGGUGCUGCCGCAGCUCUGCUGGGAGAUCACCUACCGCUUCACCGGCCCGGACUUCCUGUGCCGCAUCGUGAAGCACCUGCAGGUGCUGGGCAUGUUCGCCUCCACCUACAUGAUGGUGAUGAUGACCCUGGACCGCUACAUCGCCAUCUGCCACCCGCUGCAGACGCUCCAGCAGCCGACGCAGCGCGCGCACAUCAUGAUCGGCUCCACGUGGGCGUGCAGCCUGGUGCUCAGCAUCCCGCAGUACUUCAUCUUCUCCCUGAGCGAGGUGCGCCCCGGCUCGGCCGUCUACGACUGCUGGGGCCACUUCAUGGAGCCGUGGGGGGUGCGCGCCUACAUCACCUGGAUGACGGCGGGGAUCUUCCUGGUGCCCGUGGCCGUGCUGGUGUUCUGCUACGGGCUCAUCUGCCGCACCAUCUGGAAGAACCUCAAGUAUAAGACCCGGAGGAAGAGCGCGGGCUCCGUGGCGGAGAACAACAAGUACGGCAUGCUGAGCAGGAGCUCCGUCAGCAGCGUCAGCACCAUCUCGCGCGCCAAAUUACGCACGGUGAAGAUGACUUUCGUGAUCGUGCUGGCGUACGUGGUGUGCUGGGCGCCUUUCUUCACCGUGCAGAUGUGGUCAGUGUGGGACAAGACCUUCUCCUGGGACGAUUCUGAGAACACCACGGUGACGCUGUCCGCCCUGCUGGCCAGCCUCAACAGCUGCUGCAACCCCUGGAUCUACAUGAUCUUCAGCGGACACCUCCUGUCCGACUUCGCCAGCAGUCUGCCGUGCUGCCGCUCGCUGGCGUACAAGUCCGGCCACCAGGACUCGGACAGCAGCAUCCGGCGGACCACGCUGCAGUCCCGCCUGCAGGGCCCGCGCCUCUCAGAGCCCUUCAAAGACCUCAACCCGCCGCCAAAGGACUGCCCGCAGGUCCCGUCCACAUCCUGACCACUGGGAACAAUUCCUGUGUGUCUGGUUUGCAAAGACGACACGGAAAACUGGUGCGAAUCUGCUGGUUUGUAGCAGCGGAGGAAGGUAUGACCUCAUCUGAGGGUGCGGUCUCGUCUACGGCUUGUUUUCUUUGGUCCGAUCCAGAGUGGAAAAACUUACUCUGUGGCAACUCAUUGGUGUUUGUUUGUUUAGCUUCUCACAGCCGAUGGAAAAGGAGCUUUAAUAACUCUUAACGGUCUGCCCCGUUGGAGAUUUAAUGGAGUCAAAACACAUCCAGUCCCUUUGACUUCAGCUAUUAGCAUGAUGGUCCCGUCUGCGCCCUUUGCUGUAAUUUAACUUCUUUAGUAAACGAGCGUCCGUCCACACUGAGAUUCGUUUUGUGGCGCUUUAGGAAACUGCUGGCUUUUAUAUGUCAACAUACAUGUCGUUAUACCCAUGAACUCUGACGCUGUUGGGUUGUUUUCUGUAGAUUUUGAGAUUACAGUCAGUGAGAGAACUUGGUAAAACAAAGCUCACUUCUCACACACUAGGACUCUUGAGCUGACUGGGAAUAUGAUUUGGACAUGAAGACUGAUGGGACCAAGUGGGACCGGGUCUGUUUCAGUGUGGGUUAGUUGGUGUCGACAGUUCAUCGUAUCUAAACAACAGAAUCAGAUAAAGAUGACCGCUUCAUUCAAUGUUGUGAGACAAUCACAGCUUUAAACACAUGUUUAACAUUGUGAAAUGUAAAUACUUGGUUGAGGUCUGGAAAAAAGACAAAUCUGUGGAGCUCAUGCUUGAUUUACUCUGGUCCCUCUCCCAUUCAGACAGAUUUCCAGCCCCAUCACAGCUGUUUAUCUCAUGGGGUAGGUUUAUACAAUGAUGGGCGUCCAGCUCAACUCAUAAAACUCAGAUCAAAACUGUCAAACUACACAGAUCAACGAUGAAAUACAAAACAUGAUUCUGUACUGUGUUGCUUAUUCCUCACCUCAAAUGUUUUCAGAAACUGUUUUAAUACUGAUUAGCUGGAGCUUGACAAAGUUUGUGACCAGCCAGUGUUUAUUUCUUGCUUCAAAAUGGACCAAGCAUCGCGCCAACUUGCAUGUGUUGUUCAGCACAACGUCACACGUUUUGUUGCUCUGACUGGUUUUAUGGAGUCUAUAGAGACAUUUUGGUCAGUGCUUCUCGAGAACGCUGCUUAGAAAUCAAACAUGAAGUCAAAGGUUGCGGACAUUUUCAUUCUGGCGAUGCCUAGGCAACAAAAAUAUUUGCUAGAUUUAUGAAAAGAUCAUGGUUGGGGUUAAAAUCAGUAUGUUACUGUUAUUGUGGCCUGCAGCUUCAAAGUCCUGUGUUUGUAUCAAGGUUAUUAUAGUUAACGGAAACUAGAAUUGAACAAAACAUUUUCUUUAACUGAAAUAAAAACGAGAGUUUUUAAAAGAACGAUAACUGAAACUGUAUUUUGUGGUUACAAAACUAACUAAAACUAAUUAAAAUUAUAGUCAAAAUGUUCUUGGUUUUCGUCUUUGUCAACUUUUUUCAUACGUACACCUUUUUGGUUGAUAUGAAAUCUAUUUCAUCUAUCUGGUUUUAUGACUUAAUGAACUUAUUGGGGCUGAGAUGGAUCAGACAAAGGAAAUAAAGAAACAUUUAUUGUGACCUUAUUGAAUCGGGCACCCAACAAAUACCCCAUUACAAAAAAAACUAAAACUAACACUAAUAAAAACUAAACUAAAACUAAGCAAUUUCCAAAAACUAAAAACAAAUUAAAACUAGCAAACUCACAAAACUAAUUACAACGAAAUUAAAACUAGAACUGAUGAAAAAUCCCAAACUAUUUUAACCUUGGUUUUUAUAAGCCAUCCAUUCACCCCAACGGACUUUGUCGCUCUUUGUACUCUGUCAGCUGACUGACUUUCUCCUUUGUUUCCAUCAUAAUUCCUAUGACCACCAGGUCACCAACUAACAUGUAAACAUGGGGCAUAGUAGGCAGUUUGGACAGUCACUCAUUGCCAGGCGUUUAAAUAAAGACUUUCUAAAACAUGUUUGAUAUU
Messenger RNA from Centropristis striata (black sea bass), 3422 nucleotides. Its product is annotated as arg8-vasotocin receptor-like. Gene Ontology annotation, cellular component: membrane. The record is from RefSeq and is a predicted model, not a curated record. Gene Ontology annotation, biological process: positive regulation of vasoconstriction; regulation of systemic arterial blood pressure by vasopressin; G protein-coupled receptor signaling pathway. Gene Ontology annotation, molecular function: peptide binding; vasopressin receptor activity. The transcript has 2 exons. Lineage: Eukaryota; Metazoa; Chordata; Actinopteri; Perciformes; Serranidae. The coding region runs from base 142 to 1389 and encodes 415 amino acids.